Molecule: messenger RNA, 2335 nt
Organism: Alternaria alternata
Lineage: Eukaryota; Fungi; Ascomycota; Dothideomycetes; Pleosporales; Pleosporaceae
Product: ankyrin repeat and IBR domain-containing protein 1
Exons: 4
Coding region: 350-1891 (513 amino acids)
Biological process (GO): positive regulation of proteasomal ubiquitin-dependent protein catabolic process; ubiquitin-dependent protein catabolic process; protein polyubiquitination
Cellular component (GO): ubiquitin ligase complex; cytoplasm
Molecular function (GO): zinc ion binding; ubiquitin protein ligase activity; ubiquitin conjugating enzyme binding
Source: RefSeq, a predicted model, not a curated record
GGACCAUCAAUCGACUGCUGGACGCCAGACUCCCCAACUCUUGUGACUCCUUCCCUUCUGUUCAGCUGACCAAUACCCUUGUUUUCUCCCACACCUGUACCGCCACUCUGCACGCGCGCCUCAGGCCUUAUCGCCCGUUUGUACACACGUUUUCUUCCGCCGCAGCCUGUCCAGCUAGCGUUCCGUCAUCAGGCGGGACAUCUCCAUCAUCACGCCUCCAACUACCCUUCGCAAGCGGAAGGCCGACGAGGCAGACAACUACCUCAGCCCCGCAGAGGAACCACCCCAUAAGAAGACAAACUCGCCUGUUGUUAGCCUACCGGCCACGCCCGCAACUCACGCCGACAAAAUGGACUCCGACGACGACUUCAACAGCUCCAUGAGCGGCGACGACUUCGACGACCAGGACAGCGAUCUGGGCCUGGAAGAGGACUCGGACUUUGACAUGGAGCAAGAUGACGUCGGCUUUGAGACGCAAGACAAGGACAUCAAGCCCACCAAGCAGGCCUUCGAAGUAGACUUCAAAGUCUUUGAUCCUGCCCAGAUCCAAGCACAGCAAGACAAGCAGAUCGACGAGGUUGCGAGCAUCCUCGGCCAACCACCAGAGGCCGCUGCCAUCCUCCUCCGCCACCUGCGAUGGAACAAGGAACGUUUGAUCGACCAAUACAUGGAGAAGACGGAUGAGGUCCUCGAGACAGCAGGCCUGGGUCAGGACUCCACCACCAAUCCGCCCAAGGUCGAGCAGAUACCAGGUUUUGUCUGCGACAUCUGCUGCGACGAUGACAAGGACCUGCGGACGUUUGCCAUGAAGUGUGGGCACAGGUUCUGCUUGGACUGCUACAGGCAAUACCUCGGCACCAAGAUUCAAGAUGAGGGAGAGGCUGCCCGGAUACGCUGCCCCGGAGAGGGCUGCACCCGGAUAGUCGACUCGAAAUCGCUAGACCUUCUCGUUACAGCAGAUCUCCAAGACAGAUACCACACCCUCCUCACACGAACCUACGUCGACGAUAAAGAAAACCUCAAGUGGUGCCCCGCGCCCGAUUGCAAAUACGCCGUGGAAUGUCCGGUAAAGAGCAAGGAUCUCACCAAGAUCGUGCCCACGGUGCACUGCGAGUGCGGACACGACUUCUGCUUUGGAUGCACGCUGAACAACCACCAACCCGCACCUUGCGCUCUAGUGAAGAAAUGGGUCAAGAAGUGCGAGGACGACUCGGAGACAGCCAACUGGAUAUCGGCCAACACAAAGGAAUGCCCAAACUGUAACUCCACCAUUGAGAAGAAUGGAGGGUGCAAUCACAUGACAUGCAGGAAGUGUCGCAACGAGUUCUGCUGGAUGUGUAUGGGCAAGUGGUCGGAGCACGGCACGAGCUGGUACAAUUGCAACCGUUUCGAGGAGAAGAGCGGAUCGGAAGCCCGCGAUGCGCAGGCCAAGUCCCGGCAGUCGCUCGAACGAUACCUUCAUUACUACAACCGCUUUGCCAACCACGAACAAUCGGCUAAGCUAGACAAAGACCUCUACCUCAAGACGGAAAAGAAGAUGCAGCAACUGCAGAACUCGUCGGGCAUGUCAUGGAUUGAGGUGCAGUUCCUGGACCAAGCUUCACAUGCGCUUCAGCAGUGCCGACAGGUACUCAAAUGGACCUACGCUUUUGCUUACUACCUUGCACGAAACAAUCUCACAGAGAUUUUCGAGGACAACCAAAAGGACCUGGAAAUGGCCGUCGAGAAUCUCAGCGAGAUGUUCGAGAAGCCAAUCGAUCAGCUGAAGGACCUCAAGGUCGAUAUCCUUGACAAGACUUCAUACUGCACCAAGAGAAGGAUAAUUGUCCUCAAUGACACAGCGGAGAACCUGAAGCUCGGCACCUGGAAGUUUAACGUAGACUUGGUGUAGGACACCUACUUCAGUUAAUUGGUCUCUCCUGACGACCCUCAAAUCGCCACCCACGAUGGCAGCACGCGACGGCCCCCUCGCAGACGUUGUCGCCGGACCCUGAUGCCUGGUGGAGGAGUAGCUAAUCUGCACGCAGCCAACAGAAGGAGGCGACAUCAAUGAUAACGUUUGGGUUUGGCCCGCGCAAUGAAAGACAAGAAAGUUAGCAAAGAGCAUGACGUUUUCACACUGUUUUAUGUUGCAUGGAUAUGGUACGCACUGGCGCUUUUUCUUUUUUGGUGAUAAGGGUAUGGCAUUUUUUGGCAAUGGCGUUUUUUUUUUCUAUGUGUAUCAAUCUGUUGGCAAUCAGCGGUUCAGCGGCUAGGUUCUUAGCGGAAUCUGGGGUGUGUGUAUGUGGUUCUUUUCUUCUUCUCACUCAUCCCACUCUCACACAUAUUCGACGCA